AUGUCGUCUUCAUCCUCAUCUCCACCCCGACCUCCACCUCUCAAUGCGCCGCCAUCUACCACCGCUGUCCGGGUCAGCGUCAUCGAUACCACCCUGAACUUAGUUGGUGCUCCCGCCUCGAUGGUAUGGCAGCCCGCGAUCCCAGGCUUCGACCGCGUGCGAUGCGGCUGUUGGUCUAUCCUCAUCACGCAUCCACCUAGUGGACAGCGGCUGCUCUACGAUCUCGGCGUGCGAAAGGACUGGCAGAAUCUCGCUCCCGCGAUAGGCAUUCCGGGCUUGAUGGAUUCAGGGAUCAUCACGAAAUUAGAAGUCGGUCAGAACGUCAGCGAGGUUCUUUCAGAGGCGGCUCCUGAGCAUCGCAUCGGUCUGGAGGAAAUCUCCGCGGUGAUCUGGAGUCAUUUCCAUUUCGAUCAUACCGGUGAUGUGUCCACCUUCCCCUCAACGACCAAAUUGAUCGUCGGACCAGGGAGCAAGAAAGCGUUCAUGCCUGGAUACCCAGCAGAUCCGCAUGCUCAGACAUUAGAGUCAGACUUUGCAGGUCGGGACGUAGUUGAGGUGGACUUCACGAAGAGUCCAUUGCGAAUCGGACGAUUCGAGGCGUUGGAUUACUUCGGCGACGGGAGUUUCUAUCUGUUAAAUGCACCAGGCCACGCCAUAGGCCACCUCAACGCCCUCGCCCGCACCACCGUCUCCCCUCCAACCUUUAUUCUCUUAGGCGGCGACAGCGCGCACCACUGUGGCGAGAUCCGGCCCUCAAUCUACACGCCUCUGCCGUCAGAAAUCAGCCCAUCACCAGUCCCACAUCUCCACUCUCCAAUUUGUCCCGGAGGAAUUUUCUCUCCUCUCUUCCCAUCUUCCGCUACCAAACCACACGCGACACCCGUACUCAGCCUGAUCGAUCCCUUCGCGGGCUCCUACCCGGAUCCCAAAUUUGCGCUUAUCUACGAUGAUGACCAGCUCCGCGAGACGCUGGAGAAGGACGUUGAGUUGGAUGCCUGUGCGGAGGUUUUCGUGCUAUUGGCGCACGAUUGGAGUCUCAAGGGGGUGAUUCCGGAGUGGCCGAUUGGGGACUUGAAUGGCUGGGCGGAGGAAGGGUGGAAGGACGUUGGGCGGUGGAAGUUUCUGGAGGAUUUUGAAGGGGGUCUUAAGAGUGAUGAGGAUGGUGGUAAAUGA
This is a messenger RNA of Dissoconium aciculare CBS 342.82, 1173 nucleotides long. RefSeq lists its product as uncharacterized. The coding region runs from base 1 to 1173 and encodes 390 amino acids. NCBI's taxonomy places the organism in Eukaryota, Fungi, Ascomycota, Dothideomycetes, Mycosphaerellales, Dissoconiaceae. The record is from RefSeq and is a predicted model, not a curated record. The transcript has 2 exons.